This is a messenger RNA of Iphiclides podalirius (scarce swallowtail), 486 nucleotides long. The record is from the annotation of a GenBank genome assembly. Lineage: Eukaryota; Metazoa; Arthropoda; Insecta; Lepidoptera; Papilionidae.
AUGGCGAAUAACAGAAUACCAUCGGGUCCUAACACGCCUGGUAGCCAGCAAACGCCUACACAGCAAGGCAUAAAAAUAUUCAUACAACGAGACUACUCCGAGGGUACGGCUGUGAAGUUUCAAACGCGAUUUCCGCCUGAACUGGAAGAUAGAAUAGACAGGCAAACAUUUGAAUAUACCAUGGAGAGGCUAAAUGAACACUUUGAGAUGGCUGAAACUGCAGACUGCAGCACAUAUUGUGAGGGAUGCUUGGCAUGUCUCACUGCCUAUUUCAUUUAUAUUUGCACUGAGACACAUUAUGAAAAGCAUCUACGAAAGAUUUCAAAAUUCAUAGCGACGCAGAAUGAAAGAGUAUACAACCCGAGAGGCAUUCACAUAACAGACCCCAUUCUGAGAGGUCUCCGAGUAAUCGAAAUAACGAUAAUAGAUUUGCCAAAUUGCCAGAGCCCCACCGGUAACUCAACAAGCACACAGAUUAGGCACACU